AGCAGCAGCAGCAGCAGCAGCAGCAGCAGGAAGCGGCCUCUCCUCACCCCGCUCUGCAACGGCCUCAUCAACUCCUACGAGGACAAAAGCAACGACUUCGUCUGCCCCAUCUGUUUUGACAUGAUCGAGGAAGCAUACAUGACGAAAUGUGGCCACAGCUUCUGUUACAAGUGUAUUCACCAGAGCCUUGAAGACAAUAACAGGUGCCCCAAGUGUAACUACGUUGUGGACAACAUUGACCACCUGUACCCCAACUUCUUAGUAAAUGAGCUCAUCCUCAAACAGAAGCAGAGAUUUGAGGAAAAGAGGUUCAAGUUGGACCACUCAGUGAGUAGCACCAAUGGCCACAGGUGGCAGAUAUUUCAAGAUUUAUUGGGAACCGACCAAGAUAACCUUGACUUGGCCAACGUCAACCUGAUGUUGGAGUUGCUAGUGCAAAAGAAGAAGCAGCUGGAGGCAGAGUCCCAUGCUGCCCAACUACAGAUCCUAAUGGAAUUCCUCAAGGUUGCCAGGAGAAAUAAGCGAGAGCAACUGGAGCAGAUCCAGAAGGAGCUAAGUGUUCUGGAAGAGGAUAUUAAACGAGUGGAGGAAAUGAGUGGCUUGUACUCCCCUGUCAGUGAGGAUAGUACCGUGCCUCAGUUUGAAGCUCCCUCUCCGUCACACAGUAGUAUUAUUGAUUCUACGGAAUAUAGCCAACCUCCAGGUUUCAGUGGCAGCUCUCAGACAAAGAAGCAGCCGUGGUACAACAGCACGUUAGCAUCACGGAGGAAGCGACUCACGGCACAUUUUGAGGACUUGGAGCAGUGCUACUUUUCCACAAGGAUGUCACGUGUCUCAGAUGACAGUAGGACUGCAAGCCAACUGGAUGAGUUUCAGGAGUGCCUAUCCAAGUUCACUCGCUACAACUCUGUCAGACCCUUGGCAACAUUAUCGUAUGCUAGUGACCUCUAUAAUGGCUCCAGCAUAGUCUCCAGUAUCGAAUUUGACCGGGAUUGUGACUAUUUUGCCAUUGCUGGGGUGACAAAGAAGAUUAAGGUCUAUGAAUAUGGCACAGUCAUCCAGGAUGCAGUGGAUAUUCAUUACCCUGAGAAUGAAAUGACCUGCAAUUCCAAAAUCAGCUGUAUCAGCUGGAGUAGCUACCACAAGAAUCUGUUAGCCAGCAGUGACUAUGAAGGCACAGUCAUCCUGUGGGAUGGAUUUACAGGACAGCGAUCAAAGGUUUACCAGGAGCAUGAGAAAAGGUGCUGGAGUGUUGACUUUAACUUGAUGGACCCCAAACUUUUGGCUUCAGGUUCUGACGAUGCAAAAGUGAAGCUGUGGUCUACCAACCUGGACAAUUCAGUGGCAAGUAUUGAGGCCAAGGCUAACGUAUGUUGUGUCAAAUUCAGCCCAUCGUCUAGAUACCACUUGGCUUUUGGCUGUGCAGAUCACUGUGUCCACUACUACGAUCUUCGCAACACUAAGCAGCCAAUCAUGGUGUUCAAAGGGCAUCGCAAAGCGGUCUCCUAUGCAAAGUUUGUGAGUGGGGAAGAAAUUGUCUCUGCGUCCACCGACAGCCAGCUGAAGCUAUGGAACGUGGGGAAACCGCACUGUCUGCGUUCCUUCAAGGGUCACAUCAACGAAAAGAACUUCGUGGGCCUGGCUUCCAAUGGAGACUACAUAGCCUGUGGAAGUGAAAACAACUCCCUCUACCUUUACUACAAGGGUCUUUCAAAGACACUGCUGACUUUUAAGUUUGAUACUGUCAAAAGCGUCCUAGAUAAGGACCGGAAGGAAGACGACACAAAUGAAUUUGUCAGUGCUGUAUGCUGGAGGGCCCUGCCCGAUGGGGAGUCCAAUGUGCUGAUUGCUGCUAACAGUCAGGGUACAAUUAAGGUGCUGGAACUGGUAUGAAGGGUCUUCUCUUGAAGCAUGAUGUACUUGGCCCCCGCUGAAAUACAUCUGCAGUUCACCUUGGGAGGAGAAACCGAAACCUUCAAACUAUGACCCUCCCCAACACCAUCCUGGGGUGUUUUUAUUUUUGUUUUUUCUGUUUUUUGUUUUGUUUUUGUUCUGUUUUUCCAUUUAUGGACUCCUUAGGACCUAUGAGAUAUUGACAACACCCAAUGAAUUGUCCACCAUCAACGUAACUCCACGGACUUUGCUGCUGCUGCUGCUAGUGGUGCUGUGGUUGUCUAAUUUUUAUGAUAGGGAAAUGAAUUCUUAAAAAAAAAAACAAUAAAAAAGAAUAAUAAAGUUUAUUGAGCCACAG
Tachyglossus aculeatus (Australian echidna) is the source of this 2251-nucleotide messenger RNA. It is a transcript of the gene COP1, whose product is annotated as COP1 E3 ubiquitin ligase. The record is from RefSeq and is a predicted model, not a curated record. Gene Ontology annotation, molecular function: protein binding; ubiquitin protein ligase activity. The annotation marks the transcript as partial. NCBI's taxonomy places the organism in Eukaryota, Metazoa, Chordata, Mammalia, Monotremata, Tachyglossidae. The transcript is spliced from 20 exons. Gene Ontology annotation, biological process: proteasome-mediated ubiquitin-dependent protein catabolic process.